AUGGCUAACCAGGCAGCUUGGAUCAAAACGCCUGGCACAUCCCUCGAAGUUGACUCUGCUCCUGAAGCGAAGCUAGGUCCAGGUCAAGUAGUCAUCAAGAAUGCUUACGUUGCAAUCAAUCCGGUCGACUGGAAGAUCCAAUCAUAUAGCCAUGCAUCCCAGCCCUACCCCAACAUCUUGGGAAGGGAUAUUGCUGGCGAAAUUGUGGAAGUAGGAGCAGAUGUCACUCGUCUCCGAGUUGGCCAGCGGGUGAUAGCACAUGCACUUGGUCGUAUAACCAACGAACCGAAAUACGGCGGAUUUCAACUCUAUACUGUAGCGUAUGAGAUCACCGUUUCUCCAAUCCCAGACUCCAUUCCCUAUGAACAGGCUGUAGUCCUUCCCUUGGCAAUCUCAACUGCAGCAGCUGGGCUUUACCAAAAAGGUUACCUCGAAGUGCCAUAUCCAACCCUCAAUCCAAAGCCCUCUGGGCAAACAAUUCUCGUUUGGGGUGGCAGCUCUUCAGUCGGCAGCACAACCAUCCAGUUUGCAGUGGCUUCAGGAUUGGAAGUUGUUUCAACUGCCUCGAAAAAGAACUUGGAUUUUCUAAAGUCAUUGGGCGCGAAGCAUGUUUUUGACCAUUCUUCGCCAACGGUAGUUGAAGAUAUCAUCGCAGUGCUUAAAGGAAGCCAGUUCGUUGGUGCAUACGAUGCCAUAUCGCUCCCGGAAACGAUGAAAGCAGCUGCUGAAAUCGUUCAUCAGCUAGGAGGAGGAAAAGUUGUGACUGUGCUUGGUGCACCAAGUGAAGGCUUACCGAGCAAUGUGCAAGCAAUUGGAGCUUCAUCUAUAGAUAUUGCAACAAAGCAGCCAGAAGUUGGUGAUGCGGUGUGGAGAAAGUAUGUCCCUGAAGCUUUGAAAGAGGGCAAAUUAUUGCCAAAGCCUGAUCCGAUCGUGAUCAAAGGAGGUCUAGAUCAUAUUCAGGAGGGUCUCGAUACUCUCAAGAAGGGUGUAUCUGCUGCUAAGGUGGUCGUUGAAUUGUAA
This is a messenger RNA of Mollisia scopiformis, 1020 nucleotides long. RefSeq names its product oxidoreductase-like protein. Gene Ontology annotation, molecular function: oxidoreductase activity, acting on NAD(P)H. The transcript has 3 exons. Bases 1 to 1020 code for a protein of 339 amino acids. The record is from RefSeq and is a predicted model, not a curated record. Lineage: Eukaryota; Fungi; Ascomycota; Leotiomycetes; Helotiales; Mollisiaceae.